This is a messenger RNA of Trichophyton rubrum CBS 118892, 1520 nucleotides long. RefSeq lists its product as uncharacterized. Gene Ontology annotation, biological process: intracellular signal transduction. Lineage: Eukaryota; Fungi; Ascomycota; Eurotiomycetes; Onygenales; Arthrodermataceae. Gene Ontology annotation, molecular function: protein serine/threonine kinase activator activity. The transcript is spliced from 5 exons. The coding region runs from base 360 to 1520 and encodes 386 amino acids. The record is from RefSeq and is a predicted model, not a curated record.
AGUUAACUAAAUAGGAUGAUUUUCUGCGCGAGUGGGGCAAAAAGUCUUGCGAUCGAUAACUAUUUAACAUAAAAGAGCUCCUUAGCUAGUGAUAUCAACAUCAACAUCUGCUGCCCUUCACCACCAAAACACAGCUUCUACACAGACGGGAAUUAGGCAGAAGGGAAGCUAGGCCGACAAUGAUGACUGUGAACUAGGAAGUGGUCCUUUACACUGAUAUCUGCCUUUUAUCCAUUGCAUUGCACUAUACUGCGGCGCGGCACACUAUCUCCCCUGAUCUGAAAGCGCGUCUUAUAUGAGCAGGACCUUGGGACUAGUAGAGAAAGAGGAGAAGACCUGGUCUAUCUUUUUAUCUAGUGAUGGCAUUUCUAUUUAACAGGAGCAGACAGCGGCAGCCCGCAGAGGUUGCAAGGACAACCAAAGACCUGCUGGUCAAGCUGCGGGAUGUCCCAGGAGAUGCAAAGGUUGAGGAAGACCUAGCUAAGCAGUUGGGCCACAUGAAGUUGAUAGUCCAGGGGACGCAAGAGGUCGAUACAUUACCCGACCAGGUACAGCAACUUGUCCACGCAUCAUUACAGGAAGACCUUCUCUACGAACUUGCGCGAUCUAUCCCUAAUCUACCGUUUGAAGCACGCAAGGACACCCAGACUAUAUUCUCGCAUAUCCUCCGUUUCAGACCUGACAUAUCGGCCGCGUCUUCAACCAUACCUAAUUCCGCGGGCGGUGGAGGUGCUGCUUCUGUUUCGUCUACAUCUGGUGACCCGCCCGUCAUUUCGUACGUCGUCCACAAGCGGCCCGAGAUCCUAACACAGCUAUGUCGAGGGUAUGAAAACAACAAAAGCGCAAUGCCAUGUGGCUCCAUUCUACGAGAAGCGCUGAAGUACGAGGUGGUGGCCGGUAUUAUCUUGUACGAUGAGUCUGGAGAGGGCGAAAGAGCAAUACGACUUAACGAGAUACAGCCAGGAAAGAAACAAAGUGGGGAGGGGCUAUUCUGGAGUUUUCUGGGCUGGAUCAACCAGAGUAGUUUUGAAGUAAGCGCAGAUGCGUUUACCACGUUUAGGGAUAUCUUGACUCGUCAUAAGGCACUGGUGGCCGGCUACCUAAGUGCCAACUUCGACCUGUUUUUCAGCAGAUACAACAACAUUUUGGUGCUGUCUGACUCGUACGUAACCAAGAGACAGAGCAUUAAGCUUUUGGGCGAGCUGCUGCUUGAUCGGGCCAACUACAAUGUCAUGACAGCGUACGUGGACAGUGGUGAUCACCUCAAACUAUGCAUGAACCUGCUUCGAGACGACCGCAAAAUGGUGCAAUAUGAGGGUUUCCACAUCUUCAAAGUAUUUGUGGCUAAUCCGAACAAAAGCGUGGCUGUCCAGCGGAUUCUAAUCAAUAAUCGAGAGAGACUGCUGAAAUUCCUUCCCAAGUUUCUGGAAGACCGGACAGACGAUGACCAGUUUACAGACGAAAAGAGCUUCCUAGUACGGCAGAUAGAAAACCUUCCUAGCCAAGCGCAGGCACAGUGA